AUGAACGUAGCCGAACUUGAAACACAAGUGAUAUCGGCCCAAAAGGCCGGUAAGUUGCCAUUCUUUGUUAAUGCUACGGUGGGAACCACAAUCCUUGGCGCUUUUGACCCAUUACCAGAAAUUGCAGACAUUUGCGAACGUCACAAACUUUGGCUUCAUGUUGAUGGUGCCUGGGGAGGUUCGAUACUUAUGUCAAAGAAACACAGACAUUUAUUGGAUGGAAUAUACAGGGCAAAUUCAUUCACUUGGAAUCCACACAAACUGUUGGGUGUCCCGCUGCAGUGUUCAGCGUUUUUGCUACGAGAAAAAGGUCACCUGCAAUCAUGUAAUGCUAUGCACGCGGACUAUUUGUUCCAGAAAGAUAAAAACUACGACAUCUCUUAUGAUACCGGCGACAAAGCAAUCCAAUGUGGCAGACAUAAUGACAUUUUCAAAUUUUGGCUAAUGUGGAGGGCGAAAGGAGAGAAAGGAUUCGGAGACCAUAUUGACCGGAUGUUCGAACUGGGAGAAUAUCUUCGAAGUUUAAUAAAAGGACGAGAAGGUUUCAAGUUUGUUUUGGAAAAGGGUGAAUGCACAAACGUUUGUUUCUGGUAUAUCCCAGCGAGACUGAGAGAUAUGCCAGAAGGUCACGAGAAGAAUGCCGAAUUACACAAGGUGGCGAGUCGAAUUAAAGCAAAGGUUUCAACCCGACCGACUUUACGGCUCAGUCCUCGAAUAGUGAGAUAUCAAGAUGAAUUACUACUUCAGUGA
This is a messenger RNA of Acanthosepion pharaonis, 750 nucleotides long. Lineage: Eukaryota; Metazoa; Mollusca; Cephalopoda; Sepiida; Sepiidae. The record is from the annotation of a GenBank genome assembly.